ACUGUACUAUUGCACAUUAUUCGGUUGUUUUCUCCCUUUUACAAGAAUAAACAGUGAAAUCUUCUAAUUAAAACAUUUGUAUCUCUUGGGAAAUUCAUGUCCAGCGAUCGGCGUCAUGAUGGAACCAAACCGUACAAACACAAAAAAAAACCUCAAACGCAACACCUCAGAGGCUUUCCACACUGUUUAACUACGUCAUCAAACGUUAAAAAUACACUUUAUAUACCGCAGAAGUAAAUGCUUUGAAAAAUUUAACAAUCCCACAUCGCAAUUCAUCUCUAAAUUCGGUUGUUUUUAUAAUUCCUCUUUGCUUUGCUUUCGCGAAAUGUCAAACUUUUGCCGCCAAUGUUGUUUGUAAACAAAUGUUUUGACAGGCACGAAAUAAGAGUCGUGAAAUUCUCAUUGUUUCCACGCAAAGCCUGUGCAAUGUGCGAUACAAUCGAGUCCGCCUUCGUUGCCAUCAGCCGGCUAGCUUCCGGCUCGGAGGCCACACACAACGUCGAUCCCGUGCUCUUCCCGGACGGUGGUCUGCGGCCCGGCGAACUGAUCGAAAUCAGUGGCGACUCGAACAGCGGCAAAUCGUUGCUCUGCCUAGAGCUGAUCGCUCGCAUCAUCCUGCCCACGAGCUGCGGCGGCCUAGAGCUCGCUGCGGUCCUGAUUGACUGUGAGAACAGCUACAGCAAAACCGUCCUGCUAAGCAACCUGGAAAAGCACAUCCUCAACCAGGCAGAACCGGCCCUCGCCAGUACGCUGGCCGAUCCGCACCAGCUGGAAACCAUUCAACGCGCCGCCCUGAGCCGGCUCCAUCUGAUCACGUGCUACUCGUUGGAGCAGUUUGAAUUUUCCCUGCUCGCACUGCCGGCCUUGUUCGUGAAGCAGCCCGAGCUGACGUUCGUGCUGAUCGAUUCGAUUGCCACCUUCUACUGGACCAAGUGUACGGCGAAAAACCUCAUCCGGCAGGAUACGUACCAGAAAGCGCACUGCAAAACGUUAAGCCGGCUGGCGGGCAAGUGGAGAAAGAUCGUCCUGCUCACCAAACCGUCCCACUUUGGUGGGCGACAAGCAUCGGGGCGUGAUUUCGAAACGACCAGCGCAGCGGGAGCACUGUCGCUGGACGGAUCGACUCAGGCAUCGUCGUUUGCGGGUCCUCUUACGCCCUUGAUGAGCACGGCGUCGUCCGCCGGCAGUUUGAUUGACCAUCGGAUCGAACUGACCGAAACAGACAACCCCAGUCCGGGUGGGUCGGAGCAAGGCAGUGCCGACCAGCGGUUCAGUGCGUUCAUUACGAUGGCGGACAAGCAGCAGUACGUGCGCUUCUAUCUGAUCGACAAGUACGGGAUCAACUGGAUUGAGGCUUAAUGUGCUCGCUGCUCUGUAUGAUGGGUAAAAUGUUACAUUCCUCCAAUUGUUGUCGCGUUCCGGUUCUUUCUCCUUCAAACUAAAUUAUUGUAAAUAAAUUGAAAAUUAA
Messenger RNA from Anopheles merus, 1468 nucleotides. RefSeq lists its product as uncharacterized. Gene Ontology annotation, biological process: DNA strand invasion; double-strand break repair via homologous recombination. Gene Ontology annotation, cellular component: Rad51B-Rad51C-Rad51D-XRCC2 complex; replication fork; centrosome. The record is from RefSeq and is a predicted model, not a curated record. The coding region runs from base 346 to 1359 and encodes 337 amino acids. NCBI's taxonomy places the organism in Eukaryota, Metazoa, Arthropoda, Insecta, Diptera, Culicidae. Gene Ontology annotation, molecular function: four-way junction DNA binding. The transcript has a single exon.